AUUGUUCUCAAUUCAUACUAAAGUUAGGUGGAAUGGGAGACGUGUCCACAAUAUAUAAAAGAGCGAUGAUACCGCAGAUCAGCUUCUGAACUGGGGCUGAUUUAUUCGUUGGAUUAUUCCUAUUGUUUUUCUUAGUAGACAAUACGAAUUAUCCUUGCAAUGGCCCUCAGUCAGACAAGUGUGCUAAAACUAUAUAAUACUGUGAUAGAAGAUGUUAUAUCAGGUGUAAGAGAAUCAUUUAUAGAUGAAGGUGUAGAUGAACAAGUAUUACAAGAACUUAAACAAAUAUGGGAAACUAAACUAAUGUCUAGUAAAGCUGUUGAAUUAAAUCCAGAUCCUCCAGAGCCUCAAGUUCCCCAAAUAAAUACGCACAAAACUGUUAACAAAGGACUAAAUAUAGGAAAUCAUUUUGUACAACAAACAGGAAAUUCUGCUCCUCAACAAACAUCACAACAGCAGCAACAGCAAUCACAACAAUCUCCUCAACAAUCACAAACUCAGACACAAUGUCAUUCAACAACAACUGGUAUACAACAUACUGGUACACCAGUACAACAAUUAGUAACAUCAUCAUCAGCAGUAAUGGAUCGGCAAGUACCUAUUCAAAUAACAUUGCCACCACAGACAGGCAUUCCAGAUGCUCCUUUAAGAGUUCUAACUAUUCAGGUUCCUGCAUCUGCAAUACAAGGUAAUCAAUUGCAUACAAUUUUAACAGGUCCAGUUAUUACAGCUGCAAUGGGAUUACCAGCAAACUUAGCUUCUACAUUACUUCAACAGCAUGUUAAUUCUACACUUCAAGGGCAAGCAACAUUGACUCCACUUCAAGUUGUUACACAGAAUGCAAACAAUGUUUCUCAACGAUCUGUACAAAAUCAGGGUCAAGCAACAUUGGCUCCACUUCAAGUUAAUCAAUCUCUUCAAGUUGUUACACAAAAUGCAAAUAAUAUUUCUCAACGAUCUGUUCAAAAUCAGAAUAAUAUAGCACAAUUAGAUGGUCCAUUUGGUGAUUCUUCAGAUGAUGAAGAAGAAGAAGAAGAAGAAGAUAAUGAAGAUGAAGAAGAAGAUCUUGAUGAUAAAGAAGAAGAGGAAAAUGAUGAAGCUACAGCCAGAGAAGAAGAACCUUUAAAUUCAGAAGACGAUGUAACAGAUGAUGAUCCAGCAGAUCUUUUUGAUACUGAUAAUGUUGUUGUCUGUCAAUAUGACAAGAUAACAAGGAGUAGAAAUAAAUGGAAAUUCUACCUCAAAGAUGGAAUAAUGAACCUUAGUGGUAAAGAUUAUGUUUUUCAAAAAAUGAAUGGUGAUGCAGAAUGGUAAAUAAUAUUUAAAAUUAUGAAAAUUGACCUGGUAAUGUGUUCAUAUGAAAUUGAUAUAAAAAUUUACUUUUAAAUUUGUGUUUUAAAAAAAAAUUAAAUUUUUUUUUAAUCAAAAUUUGAAAAUCAAUAAUUAUUUUUAUAUUAUAUUAAGAUAUGAUUAGAAUUGAAUAGAAUUUUUAUUUUUUCCAAAUUAAAAUCUAAUUAUUCAAUUUAAUAAAAAAUGCAUGUAUUGAAUUUAUAUUUUAAAUAAGAUAUAACACAAAUUUCAUAAGUUAUAAUAUACAAAGUGUUAAUAUAUUCACAUAAUAUAUAUUCAGAAGACAUUUUUGAAGAAUUAAUUCUAGAUGUUAAAAUAAAAUAAAAAUUAGUAUGCAAAAAUGUCGUUUAAAACUUAUUUAUUAAAUUAUAAGUAAUUUAAAUUAAAUAAACUGGGAAUAGAAUGCGAAAGUGAUGAAAUUAGAAUGAUGUCACUCUCUAAUUUGCUUCGUCUAAUUCAAACUUCAAUUGUUUUUAAUUUGAUAAAUAAAUUUUAAUCGACAUUUUUAUAUACUAACUUUUUUAUAAUAUUUUUAAUUCUUAGAAUUAAUCCUCUAAAUUCUAAAAGUUUCACGAAUAUGUUAACAUCUUGUAUAGAGAUAUUAGAUAAUAUGUAAUAUUUUAAAAUUAACUUUAAUUAAAAAAAAACAUUGAAUCGAAAACAUUGAAUUAAAAUAAGAAAAUAUUAAUGUCAUUCUAAAAUUCAAUUAAUUCAAAUUUAAUUUAAAUGUAAUAUUAAAUAAAUUUUAUUGAAUAAUGAAGAGCUCAAUAAUCAAGCAAAUCUUGUAUUAUAUUUUGAAGAUGCAAAUUUUUUCAUGUGAGUUUAUUGUGUAAAUAGUUUCUAAGAAAUUGCAAUCUAUUAUAAAUAUGUGAUGCUCUUAAAAAUAAAUGUGUCUUAUACUGUUAA
Molecule: messenger RNA, 2256 nt
Organism: Apis cerana (Asiatic honeybee)
Lineage: Eukaryota; Metazoa; Arthropoda; Insecta; Hymenoptera; Apidae
Gene: TfIIA-L
Product: transcription factor IIA L
Biological process (GO): transcription initiation at RNA polymerase II promoter; transcription by RNA polymerase II
Cellular component (GO): transcription factor TFIIA complex
Source: RefSeq, a predicted model, not a curated record